AUGACCGGCGAGGGAAAUUUCAACUGGAGAUUCAUCUUUCCUUUCAAAUACUUGCCAACCGAAAACGUGGUGGUAAUAGUGAAAAAGGAGUCGUUAUUCUCGUCCGAAGAGACAGAGUACAAGUUGCCUUGUCGCCUUACGUUGGAAGUGUGGGAUAACGAUGUAGUCUCGAGCGAUGAUUUCUUAGGAAAUCUAUCGCUAGAACUGUCCAAGCUUCCGCGCGGAUCCAAGUCCGCAAAACAUUGCACCUUGGAAAGUUUCAAUCCCGAUUCUCCUUGCAUAAAUCUUUUCAAGCGGAGACGAACGAAAGGGUGGUGGCCGUUUCGUGCACUUAAUGAAGAAACUAACUGCGAAAUCUUAGCGGGGAAAGUCGAAUUGGAAUUUCAGUUACUUACAGAAGAAGAGGCGAAGAAGGAGUCUGUUGGAUUUGGAAGAUCUGAUCCGCAAGCUCUUCCCAUGCCGAAGAGACCUGACACUUCGUUUUUGUGGUUUAAAAAUCCUUUAAAAACAUUAAAAAUGAUUAUUUUUAAGCAAAACAAGUGGAGACUUUUAAAAUGUGCGUUGUUGAUCUUUUGUGUGUACUCCAUUUUUUCAACAAUAAUGUCAUUGCCGCAGAAUAUUGUUAAGAAGAUUAUGAAGGUGUAGUAGUACCAGUCAGUUUAUAUGUACCUAUAAUUUAUUAGGCAUAUACCUAUACAAAGCUAUUGAUUCUUUAAUUAUUUACGUGUGGCUGCAAGUAUAAGAAUUCGAUCAUUUCGGACUUACUUUACCUAU
Photinus pyralis (common eastern firefly) is the source of this 774-nucleotide messenger RNA. RefSeq names its product otoferlin-like. Gene Ontology annotation, biological process: plasma membrane organization. The coding region runs from base 1 to 645 and encodes 214 amino acids. Lineage: Eukaryota; Metazoa; Arthropoda; Insecta; Coleoptera; Lampyridae. The transcript is spliced from 4 exons. The record is from RefSeq and is a predicted model, not a curated record.